Aspergillus neoniger CBS 115656 is the source of this 2445-nucleotide messenger RNA. Its product is annotated as acetyl-CoA synthetase-like protein. Gene Ontology annotation, biological process: secondary metabolic process. The transcript has 8 exons. Gene Ontology annotation, molecular function: CoA-ligase activity. The record is from RefSeq and is a predicted model, not a curated record. Bases 1 to 2445 code for a protein of 814 amino acids. NCBI's taxonomy places the organism in Eukaryota, Fungi, Ascomycota, Eurotiomycetes, Eurotiales, Aspergillaceae.
AUGCAUCCUCCACCUAUGCCCCGACCACACAGCGACAGGUCUUCGCACACUGUCUCGAAAUGGACCACGCCCAUCCCCCAAUGUUCACUCCCCCGGUUCGUGUUUGGCUCCCCUCGACGCUCCCUGAGUAGCCGAAAGAUCCUCAUCGAUGCCGACUCCCCGGAUACGAGAGCUUUGUCGCUGGCCCAAUACCGACUCCUCUCUGCUCGUGUAGCAGUGGGUUUGCAGAAACUGGGCGUCAACCCGAAAGAUCGCGUGUUAUGCGUGACCUCCAAUGCCCUCUGCUAUCCCGCACUCCUCAUGGGUACUGUGAUGGCCGGGUGUAUCUUCGCGUCUGGACAACCUGCUCUCAACCAGGCCGAAUUCCAUCGUUUGAUAUCCUUCUCGCAACCUUCGGUGAUUUUUGCCAGCCGUGCCACCCUUCCAGUUGCCCUGCAAGCCGCGCGCUUGGCCAAUCAUCCUGAUAACCGAAUUUUUGUCUUUGACGAUGACAUCCUAGACGGCUGUGGCGAGCCGGAAGGCCCGAUUCAGCACUGGCAGACGAUGGUGGCGUCCGAAUGGGAGGGGUCCCGGUUUUGGUACCCCACUGUCAUUUCUUCGCAAGAGUAUAACAGCACAAUAAUGCUCCUUUUCACUUCCGGCACUACUGGUGAGCCCAAGGGUGUAGAACUGUCACAUCGCAACUACAUUGCGGCAGCGAUGGGAUACAUCCGGCGAAUCUCCUCGCAUCCAGCUUGGAAAUAUAACCCUCGCCUUGGAGGCCCUGAAAACGUGCGCGUGUUGGGUUCCCUUGCAAUCAAUCACAGUGUUGGGCAGCGGUCAUAUUGCGCCAUCUUUCCCAAGAUGGGUGUUCCGCUGUAUUUGAUGCGACGCAAUGACUUUCGGAGCAUCUGCGAGGCAGUUGAGCGGUUCCAGAUCACAGAUGCAAUCAUUCGAAGCUCUGUUCUGACCUCCAUGGCGAAGAAUGCCCCCAUCUGUCGAGAAUACGAUUUGACAUGUCUCCGACGUGUCGAGGCGUGUGCUGCGCCGAUGAGCCAGUUCACGAAGUUCAAGCUGGAAAGUAUGGGAAUCGGAUACGUUGCCCGUGCCUGGGGGCUUACAGAAACGGGAACUAUCACUGGGCCCGAUCCCCUGCGCCCGCCCAAGUCCGAGACGGUCGGGCAACUGAACGCCACGUACGAAGGGAAAGUAACUGAUUCCAGCGACUAUUCUCGGACAUUGAAGACAGGUGAGGUUGGCGACAUCUGGAUCCGCACGCCAGGAUCAACUCGAGGAUACUGGAACAAUCCCGCCGCGACGGAGCAAGUGAUGGGAGCAGGCGGUUGGAUCAGCACAGGAGAUGUAGGAUACGUCGAUGACAAAGGCAAUUGGUAUAUUGUCGACCGUAAAAAGGAUUUGAUCAAGGUUAACGGAAGCCAUGUAUCUCCGGUCGAGAUUGAGUCUGUCCUACUACAGCACCCGCAUGUCUGUGAUGUUGGGGUGAUCGGAGUCGCAGUGAACGAGGACGAGGGGCCCCGGGCCUAUAUCCAGACCUACCCCAAGACCUCGGUGUCCGCCGAGGAGAUCCAUGAGCUCAUCUCGGAGAAGCUCCCUCCAUACAAGCGUCUGUCAGGCGGUCUCUCGUUCAUUGAGAAAAUUCCACGGAACGCGUCCGGCAAGGUGUUGCGCAGUGAGCUUCGGCAACUAGCCAUCUUGGAGCUGGGAGACUAUCUAGGAAACUACCACGGCACGCGUGGCAGAGGUGUGUUCACCUCCUACUCGACCCACGAGACAUUCCCAUCCAGUAUGGUCUACAAUAUCACCGAGAAAGAAACGCAGCCUACUAUUUGGAGCCACAUCAAUGGCUCCGAGGGCGAUAUCCUCGAUCGCUACUGCGUCUCCGAGCUCUGCAAGGGCUGGCCAGUAUAUCGCGACGCCUCCGAAUGGAACCACUACCGCCAUCUGUUUGUCGACAAGGGCGCUUUUGUCUUCACUACUUGGAGCGGCGGACUCUCCAUAGACGAUUUCAUCCAGACGUCCAUAAAGGGACGCGCCGACGGAGACCACAUCAUGCAUCGCGAAAACGGCACGCUCGUUGACCUGAACCCGACCACCGGUCGCGCUAUCGGUAAAAUGAAGGCCACCAUCACUCAACGCUUCAACUGGGACGGAGGAGGGGAUUGGAAAGUGGUCUACAUAAAACUGUUCUACGAGAAGGAUCGCGUCACACCCGCAGAUGGCCGGACGGUGCCGGAAUUUGACCGGGCGGAGUUGGAGAAAUACCCCAAGGGAUACCAGUAUCUGGCAGUGGCACAGGCCAAGCUGGGCCAUCCCAUCUUGAAUGAUUUGCCGACGAUGAACAACAAAGCCUUCUACAAGUUGUACGAGGCGAUGGCUGCGUGGAUGGAGGCUCGACCGGUAGGAGAUCUACUGGAGAUUCCCAAGGAAGCGUCGCCGCGGUAUUGA